Molecule: messenger RNA, 1591 nt
Organism: Capsicum annuum
Lineage: Eukaryota; Viridiplantae; Streptophyta; Magnoliopsida; Solanales; Solanaceae
Exons: 16
Coding region: 192-1373 (393 amino acids)
Source: RefSeq, a predicted model, not a curated record
UCUAGUUGAAGAGUAGUAUAAACAUAAUAACAUAAGUUGCAAACAACAACAAAUAGAAAAACAUAAUAACACCAAAUCUCCAAACCCUAAUAUCUAAAAUUCACGAUUCUUCCGAUCCAUUACGGACUCUCUCCAUCUCUUUUCCCUUGCUAUAUUCUGAUGGAAAAUCAAUGAUUUGAUUAUUGAUUCCGAUGGCUCUCCCUCUAGGCAAGCUCACUAUUCUCCUUGGUGCUGGCAUUGUUGGGUCAGUACUUGCUAAGGAAGGACGAUUGCCAAAUGUACCUGAUAUUUUCUCCGGUGCAUUUAAGAUCGCCUGGAGGCAAAUUCGACAAGAUAAUUCAACCAGGUCAACUCCAAAGUCAGGCAAUGCUUCUUUGAUGCAGCAGGUUAAUAGCUUACGGCAGGAUCUGCAACUCUUGGCUUCAAAUAGAUCUGUUACAAUCGUGACAUCAAGUGGAUCAGGUUCUAGCAGAUAUACUAUGAUCAUUGUUAUUGUGGUGAUGGGGUAUGGUUAUGUUUGGUGGAAGCUUGAUAGGUUUAGAAGAUAUCCAAUUCAACAUGAUAGGUUUAGGCAAUAUCAGGUUAUCUCGAGGUUAGCAAACAAAUCAAAUCUCAACUCAACUAUCGAGGGUUGGAAGCUUCCUGAAUUAAUGUUCGCGACCAGGCGGAGCUUAUCUGAUGCAUGUGGUAGUGUGUCAAAACAGCUUGAGAGCGUAUAUACAUCUAUUUCUGCGACAAAGCGCCAUUUAACUUCACGAAUUGACCGCGUGGAUUCUAAAAUUGACGAUUGUGUGGAUAAUACUGCUGCAACGAGAGAUGAGGUUUCUAAGAUUCGAGGAAAAGUGAGAACAUUUGGUGAGGAUGUCCAGUCAGUUCAUCUUGUUGUCCAAUCACUGGAGACGAAAAUUAGGAGAAUUGAAGGGAGACAGAGUGAAACAAACUAUGGUGUGGGAAAGUUGGUUGCUUUUGUGAGGAGCAUUGAAACUAGUAGAGCCAAGGAGCAGAUUGAGGCACCUCUAUCUAGUUCAUCUAGAGCUGCUCUUGAAUUACCAUCUGUAGCUUCCUCAGCACAGGCUGGGUCUUUGCCUCCAAAUUUAUCAGUCGAACCAUCAUCUCCAUCUGCUUCAAGUGUAUCUCCGAAGCGUCCUUUGCAUGGUGCCAUAUCUGCCUCUGGCCUUAAGGAACUUGGAGGUAUAUCAGAUGUAGUCGAAAUGUCAAGUGAAAGCACUCCUCAGGUUUCCAAUGCUGUUUUCACCUCAGAACAGAGGAGCAAUGAGAACUCUGGUUUUGGUAAUGUGUUUGGGCGUAAGUUUGCAGGCAUUGGCGGUUCUUUCAUCACAAGAAGCCGCAGUGCCAUGCAGAGUUUCAAGUAAGGCAGUUCAUCAAUCAUUAAAAUAAUUUUACUUUUCUAUGGUAUAUAUUCAAGGUUGGUGUUGGAUAUUUGCUCAGGGAGUACUCUUGCCAUUUUUUGGUGGCUGAAUUUUGUAGAACCAAUAUUUACAGAGGUUAAAUUAGGAUACAUGUGUAAGUUCAGGGUAGAAAUUGUCUACAGACCGUUAGACAAGGCUAAAUAAUAUAUUUUUUUGGUUCA